CGCUGCGCAUAGCAGUCGUGCCAUCAGGAAAAGACAAUCUCAUCCACGCGCAGGAGAGACACAUCAGAGCCCCUCAGGCACAACAACAGCUGAAGUGGUCGACUCACAGAGUGGCUGAUACAACACAAGAAGGAGAUAAGGAAGCAGGAUCAUUUAAAAAUAAGGAUCAGCUGAUUUCCUCAUGUCUGGAUGUGCCUGGUCAACAGUCGUUAAUGCGUAACGCUCAACACUCCCUCAUGUGAGGGUGUAGAAUGGAAACAACCCUCUACCCAGGCACCGAGGUGAAUACUCCGAGGGUUCCCAACAUCUAUUCCCAGACCACGAUGAUGAAAAAGGAAAUUAAUCUGAACCUGGACGACCAGAACUCCGAGCUAAAAUCAAACCCGCUCCGGGAUACAGACGGACUUCUCAACUCACCGGACUUAGGACUCUUGAAACUAACCUCUCCGGACCUGGAGCGCCUUAUCAUCCAGUCCAACGGUCUGGUCACCACCGCCACCAACAACCCGACUUCCCAGUUCCUCUACCCGAAGUCUGCCAGUGACGAGCAGGAAUUCGCGGAGGGUUUCGUCAAGGCGCUGGAGGAUCUUCACAAGCAGAACCAGCUGAGCGAAGCGGGCUGCGUCUCCGUGGAUAGACUGGAGCUCCUCGCCUCAUCCAACGCAGUCGGGUCCGCCGGGCUUCAGACGUCAGACCUUCCUGUAUACACUACUUUGAACGGCUAUGCGGCUAGUCCGCUCGGUGGCACCACCAUCAACUACUCCACGGACACCAUCCCUUUCCCGCCGCCUCCGUCUCAUCUGGCCAGCGCGCAGCAACAGGCGGCCGCUGCGGCUGCUCUGUCACGACUCCAUUCUGCCGGUGUGAAGGACGAGCCUCAGACGGUACCAGACAUGCAGAGCUUCGGAGACAGCCCUCCCCUGUCUCCCAUCGACAUGGACAACCAGGAGCGCAUCAAGGCGGAAAGGAAAAAGCUGCGAAACAGGAUAGCCGCCUCCAAAUGCCGCAAAAGAAAACUGGAGAGGAUCUCUCGGCUGGAGGACAAGGUCAAGACCCUGAAAACUCAGAAUACCGAGCUGGCAUCCACAGCCAGCGUCCUCAGGGAGCAAGUGGCCCAGCUGAAGCAGAAGGUGAUGAACCAUGUCAGCAGCGGAUGCCAGCUUUUACCAAACCAGGUCCAAGCUUAUUAAAUCCCAGCAAUGGUGCUUUUCAUGGAUGUUUUUCCAGCUCUAAAUAUGGUCUGAGGACACAGGCCUGUACUUUGAGGAACAUUCGCCUUUUGUAACCUAAAAUCCUCAUCAGAGACUUCACGUGUGGCCAUUGUAAAUGCACCUUCCAGAUACAAGGCUGCAACUGAAAAAAACAUUUGCACUGCACUGUAUGGAGAUGAACAGGCCUUUGAUGAGAGCUGCAGGUCAACUGGAAAAAGACCAGCAGCAGGUAUGAGCUGCAGCGUCCUCUGACUCAUGGAACUCUGGCAGUGUUUUGCAGCCAACAGACUUAUUUUGUCGCCCUAAUUUUUGGGAAGCCAUGUAGCAAACUGCUAUCCAGUGGACUGAUGUGUGAUAGCAUUUAUCUGUGUGUAAGCUGGACAAUCUCAAUAAGAGUGCAACCAAACACCGGGGUGUCACCAAGUGCUGUCAUCCACUGUGUAAUAUAAUGCCUUACUUGUUUACAAGCACUUAGCAAUGACAAAUAUAUCUAUUUUAUUUACUGAAACAUUUCUUAUUUUACAUAUGGUCUUAUUUCUAGUUGUUCCUCUUAUUUUGCAAAAAUGAACACUGCAUGUCUUGUCGCUUUUGUGUACAGUAACCAUUGUAUUUUUCAUUAUGGUGGCUGCUGUGUAGUUCUUCAGUCACCACACUUCCAUGAAUGUAUGUGUACGUACUGAGAAACCAUAUGUAUCCAUGUGUAAUGGACUUUCAAGUCUACUUGACAUUUAUUAAAUUCACUACAUUACUACA
Messenger RNA from Seriola dumerili (greater amberjack), 1964 nucleotides. RefSeq names its product transcription factor jun-D-like. Gene Ontology annotation, cellular component: transcription regulator complex. Gene Ontology annotation, biological process: regulation of cell cycle; regulation of transcription by RNA polymerase II; regulation of cell population proliferation. Bases 252 to 1190 code for a protein of 312 amino acids. The transcript has a single exon. The record is from RefSeq and is a predicted model, not a curated record. Gene Ontology annotation, molecular function: DNA-binding transcription factor activity, RNA polymerase II-specific; transcription factor binding; RNA polymerase II cis-regulatory region sequence-specific DNA binding. Lineage: Eukaryota; Metazoa; Chordata; Actinopteri; Carangiformes; Carangidae.